GACCUGAGAGACUAAGACUAAGAGGUGCAGAGGCAGGAAAGAAAUUUGAUUACAAUGGCGGGGAGUUCUUCAUCAGCUGCUGUGUCUCUUCUUCCUCUAACAAGGCAUCAUGUGUUCCUCAACUUCAGAGGGGAAGACACCCGUGACAACUUCAUUAGUCACAUUUAUGCUGAACUACAGAGGAAAAAUAUUGAAACAUAUAUAGAUUACAGACUAUCCAGAGGCGAAGAGAUUUCACCUGCACUCCACAGAGCAAUAGAAGAAUCUAUGAUUUAUGUUGUCGUUUUCUCUGAGAACUAUGCAUCUUCCACAUGGUGUUUGGAUGAACUCACAAAGAUACUCGAUUCCAAGAAGAGAUAUGGAAGGGUUGUGAUCCCAGUUUUCUACAAGGUGGAUCCAUCAAUUGUUAGGAAUCAGAGAGAGACAUAUGCAGAAGCAUUCGUUAAGCAUGAACAUCGAUUUCAAGACAAGAUCGACAAAGUGCAUGCAUGGAAGGCUGCUCUAACUGAAGCAGCUGGCCUCUCGGGCUGGGAUUCACAAGUAACCAGACCAGAAGCCACACUUGUUGCAGAAAUUGUGAAAGAUAUUUUGGAAAAAUUGGAUAGUUCUUCCAUUAGUGAUCAUCAAGGAAUUGUUGGAAUUGAAAACCAUGUUACACGAAUCCAGUCCUUGAUGAACCUUGAGUCACCGGAUAUUCGGAUCAUAGGAAUUUGGGGCUCGGGGGGAAUUGGAAAGACUACAAUUGCAAGGCAAAUAUAUCACAAAUUGGCGUCGAAGUUCGGUUCCAGCAGUCUUGUUUUAAAUGUUCAAGAAGAAAUAGAAAGACAUGGAAUACACCAUAUAAUAAGCGAAUAUAUAUCAGAGCUUUUAGAGAAAGACAGAAGUUUUUCAAAUAAAAGACUCAAACGGACAAAGGUUCUCCUCAUUCUUGAUGAUGUUAAUGAUUCGGAUCAACUAAAAGAUUUAAUUGGAGGGCGUGGUGAUUUUGGCCAGGGCAGUAGAAUCAUUUUGACCAGCAGAGACAUGCAGGUGCUUAAGAAUGCUGAAGCUGAUGAAAUCUAUGAAGUUAAGGAGAUGAAUUUUCAAAAUUCUCUAAACCUUUUCAGUAUACAUGCUUUUCACCAAAAUUAUCCAAGAGAAACAUACAUGGACUUAUCAAUAAAGGUAUUGCAUUAUGCUAAAGGGAUUCCACUAGCUCUCAAGAUUUUGGGCUCGUUGCUUGAUGGUAGAACAAAGGAAGCAUGGGAAAGCGAGUUGCAAAAGUUGGAAAAACUUCCCGAUCCUAAAAUUUUCAAUGUAUUAAAACUAAGUUAUGAUGGGCUUGAUGAGGAGCAGAAGAAUAUAUUUCUUGACAUAGCUUGCUUUUAUAGAGGUCAUGGGGAGAUUGUCGUGGCACAAAAGCUAGAGAGCUAUGGUUUCUCUGCUACCAUUGGAAUGGAUGUUCUCAAAGAUAAGUGUCUGAUAUCUACUUUGGAAGGUAAAAUUGAGAUGCAUGAUUUAAUACAAGAAAUGGGACAAGAAAUUGUUCGUCAAGAAUGUUGCAAUAAUCCAGGAAAACGCAGUCGAUUGUGGAAGGUUGAGGAAAUUCAUCAAGUCUUAAAAAAUAACAAGGGGACGGAUGCAGUACAGUGUAUAUUGCUAGACACAUGCAAAAUCAAUGAAGUUAAACUACAUUCUAAAGCUUUCGAAAAGAUGGAAAAUCUGAGGAUGCUCCACUUUGAGUCUUAUGACCGCUGGAGUAAAUCAAAUGUAGUUCUUCCAUCAUCCCUUGAAAGUCUUCCGGAUGGUUUAAAAAUUCUUCGUUGGGAUGACUUCCCUCAGAGAUCUUUGCCGCAGAACUAUUGGCCACAAAAUCUAGUGAGACUGGGAAUGAGACAUUGCCAUCUUGAACAACUUUGGGAACCAGAUCAGAAAUUACCGAAUUUGAAAAGAUUGGACCUGAGUUAUUCUCGGAAACUAAUUCGAAUACCGGACCUUUAUCUGUCACCAGAUAUUGAAGAAAUAUUACUGACUGGUUGUAAAAGCUUGACUGAAGUUUACUCCUCUGGAUUCCUCAACAAGCUGAAUUUUUUAUGUUUAAAUCAAUGUGUUGAGCUUAGGAGUUUGAGUAUUCCGAGCAAUAUUCUAUGGAGAUCAUCAGGAUUAAUUCUUGUUUCUGGCUGUGACAAGCUUGAAACGUUUUCAAUGAGUAAUAGAACCGAAGUGGUUCAAUUAUCCGGUUGCUCACACCAUGAUACAUUUCCGACUGGGAAAGGAUCGUAUUGUCAGGAAUAUCCCAGAGUUUGGCUCGGAGGUAUUGUCGAAGGUGGAUUAGAGUGUUCACACGCGGGACCUUCCCGAGUCAUGCGUACUUUUAACCCCGUUGUUAAUAUAGACAGACAUGAAGUUGAAGACAAAGAAGUGGAGAAAGCCUUAAACUUAUUAUACUUGGACAUAUUAGACUCGACAAUACAGAGAGAAGGGGUGACCCCAACAUUAUCAAGUCCGAAUGAGUUGUGUUGGUUAGAUCUCUCUUACUGUGGAUCCCUUACAAGCCUUUCACAUGAGUUUGACCUUUCUAAGUUGAAAUUCCUCAAGAAACUUAUUCUCAAUGAUUGCUCAAAGUUCGAAAUAUUCCCAGAAAUUAAGGACACAAUGGAAAAUCUAGCUGUGCUCAAAUUAGACAGAACAGCAAUAAAGACCCUACCUUCAUCCUUGUGCCGUUUGGUAGCGCUUGAAGAAUUGAGCCUGCACAGUUGCGCAAGUCUUGAGACUAUUCCAUCUUCCAUUGGAGAUCUCAGCAAACUCUGCAAGUUAGGCCUUACCAACUGUGAAUCACUUGAAACUUUUCCGAGCAGCAUUUUCAAAUUGAAGUUGACAAAACUUGAUUUGAGUGGUUGCUCAAAGCUGAGGACCUUCCCUGAGAUCUUGGAGCCUGCACAAACUUUUGCUCACGUUAACUUAACAGGAACGGCCAUUAAAGAAUUGCCUUUUUCAUUUGGCAAUUUGGUUCAUCUUCAAACCUUGCGCCUGAACAUGUGCACCGAUCUCGAGUCACUUCCCAACAGCAUUUUGAAAUUGAAGUUGACAAAACUUGAUUUGAGUGGUUGCUCAAAGCUGAGGACCUUCCCUGAGAUCUUGGAGCCUACACAAAAUUUUGCUCACGUUAACUUGACAGAAACGGCCAUUAAAGAAUUGCCAUUUUCAUUUGGCAAUUUGGUUCAGCUUCAAACCCUGCGUCUGAACAUGUGCACUGAUCUCGAGUCACUUCCAAACAGCAUUGUCAAUCUGAACCUUCUAUCUGUACUCGAUUGCUCGGGGUGUGCCAAAUUAACAGAAAUCCCAAGCGACAUUGGUUGCUUGUCAUUAUUAAGGGAACUGUCACUGAGUGAGAGCGAAAUUGUGAACCUUCCUGAGAGCAUUGCUCAUCUUUCAAGCUUGGAAUUACUUGAUUUAAGUGAAUGCAAAAAGCUUGAAUGCAUCCCUCGGCUUCCCGCAUUUCUAAAACAACUAUUGGCAUUUGAUUGUCAAUCUAUUACAACAGUGAUGCCAUUGUCAAAUUCACCUAUUCAAAUCCCAUCAAAUUCCAAAGAGGGUGGCUUCAGAUUUUAUUUCACCAAUGGUCAACAACUUGAUCCAGGUGCUCGUGCUAAUAUUAUGGAUGAGGCAAGGCUUAGGAUGACCGAGGAUGCAUAUAGGUCUGUGUUCUUUUGUUUUCCAGGGGGUGAAGUUCCUCAUUGGUUCCCUUUUCGUUGCGAGGGACAUUCAAUAACUAUACAUAGAGAUUCUCUAGAUUUUUGCAGAAAUGACAGGCUCAUUGGUUUCGCUCUGUGUGUCGUUUUCCAACUGCCAGAUACCAAUGAUAUGGAAGGCAGAUACGGUUCUUUUAGUUACUGCCUAAAAUAUGAAUCUGAUUUUCGCAUACACAUUCUUCCCAACAAUGAUAAGUUAACAAGCCAUUUCAAUUGGGAGGGUCGAGAGCGAAAACUUGAUCAAGAUCACACAUUUCUUUGGAAAUAUAACUUAGAAUCCCCAGGGAUGAGUGGCAUGAGCCGUAUGCUCCCUCGUGCUCGCAGCUUCACUUUUGAGAUCAGUCCAUAUAUUGAUGAUAAUUACAUUCGGCGGCGACCAUCUUUCUUAUCAAUUGUCAGAGACAUCAAAGCAACUGUCAAAGUAAAAGAAUGCGGAAUAUGCCCUCUUUAUACCAAAGAGAAAGAUGAUGAUAAUAAUGCUGAUGCAGGUGGCAAUUAUGGAUCUGUGAGAUUUUCAAAAAAUGGCAUUGAAGAACCUAGUGGAAGCAAUGUUGCAUGGAAGGAGGAAUUGCAGAGGCAAGAAAGAAAUUUGAUUACAAUGGCGGGGAGUUCUUCAUCAGCUGCUGUGUCUCUUCUUCCUGUAAUUAGGCAUGAUGUGUUCCUCAACUUCAGAGGGGAAGACACCCGUGACAACUUCAUUAGUCACAUUUAUGCUGAACUACAGAGGAAUAAGAUUGAAACAUAUAUAGAUUACAGACUAGCCAGAGGCGAAGAGAUUUCACCUGCACUCCACAAAGCAAUAGAAGAAUCUAUGAUUUAUGUUGUCGUUUUCUCCCAGAACUAUGCAUCUUCCACAUGGUGUUUGGAUGAACUCACAAAGAUACUCAAUUGCAAGAAGAGAUAUGGAAGGGUUGUGAUCCCAGUUUUCUAUAAGGUGGAUCCAUCAAUUGUUAGGCAUCAGAGAGAGACAUAUGCAGAAGAAUUCGUUAAGUAUAAACAUCGAUUUGCAGACAACAUCGACAAAGUGCAUGCAUGGAAGGCUGCUCUAACUGAAGCAGCUGAGAUCGCGGGCUGGGAUUCACAAAAAACCAGUCCAGAAGCCACACUUGUUGCAGAAAUUGUGAAAGAUAUUUUGACAAAAUUGAAUAGUUCUUCCAGUUGUGAUCAUCAAGAAUUUGUUGGAAUUGAAACCCAUAUUACACAAAUCAAGCUCUUGAUGAAGCUUGAGACACUGGAUAUUCGGAUCAUAGGAAUUUGGGGCUUGGGGGGAAUUGGAAAGACUACGAUUGCAGGGCAAAUAUAUCACCAAUUGGCGUCACAGUUCUGUUCCAGCAGUCUUGUUUUAAAUGUUCCGGAAGAAAUAGAAAGACAUGGAAUACAACGUACAAGAAGCAACUAUGAGAAAGAGCUUGUAGAGGGAGGCAUAAGUAUUUCAAGUGAAAGACUCAAACGGACAAAGGUUCUCCUCUUUCUUGAUGAUGUUAAUGAUUCAGGUCAACUAAGAGAUUUAAUUGGAGGGCGUGGUCGUUUUGGCCAGGGGAGUCGAAUUAUUUUGACCAGCAGAGACAUGCAGGUGCUUAAGAAUGCUGAAGCUGAUGAAAUCUAUGAAGUUAAGGAGAUGAAUGAUGAAGAAUCUCUAAAACUUUUCAGUAUACAUGCUUUUCACCAAAACCAGCCAAUAGAAACUUACAAGGAGUUAUCAGAAAAGGUAUUGCGUUAUGCUAAAGGGAUUCCACUUGCUCUCCAGAUUUUGGGCUCGUUGCUUUAUAGAAAAACAGAGGAAGUAUGGAAAAACCAGUUGCAAAAGUUGGAAAAGUAUCCCGAUUCCAAAAUUUUCAAUGUAUUAAAACUAAGUUAUGAUGGGCUUGAUGAGGAGCAGAAGAAUAUAUUUCUUGACAUAGCUUGCUUUUAUAGAGGUUAUUGGGAGAUUUUCGUGGCACAACAGCUAGAGAGCUGUGGUUUCUCUGCUACCAUUGGAAUGGAUGUUCUCAAAGAUAAGUGUCUAAUAUCUAUUUUGAAAGGUAACGUUCAGAUGCAUGAUCUGAUACAAGAAAUGGGACGAGAAAUUGUUCGUCAAGAAUGUUGCCUUAAUCCAGGAAAACGCAGUCGAUUGUGGAAGGUUGAGGAAAUUCAUCAAGUCUUAAAAAAUAACGAGGGGACGGAUGCAGUACAGUGUAUAUUGCUAGACACAUACAAAAUCAAUAAAGUUAAACUACAUUCUAAAACUUUCGAAAAGAUGGAAAAUCUGAGGAUGCUCCACUUCUUUAAUUCUCAUGUCCCCUGGAGUGAAUCAAAUGUAUUUCUUGCAUCAUCUCUUAAAAGUCUUCCGGAUGGUUUAAAAAUUCUUUGUUGGGAUGGCUUCCCUCAGAGAUCUUUGCCGCAGAACUAUUGGCCACAAAAUCUAGUGAGACUGGAAAUGAUACGUUGCCAUCUUGAACAACUUUGGGAACCAGAUCAGAAAUUACCGAAUUUGAAAUGGUUGGACCUGCGUUAUUCUGGGAAACUAAUUCGAAUACCGGACCUUUAUCUGUCACCAGAUAUUGAAGGAAUAUUACUGACUGGUUGCUCAAAGUUCGAAAUAUUCCCAGAAAUUAAGGACACAAUGGAAAAUCUAGCUGUGCUCAAAUUAGACGGAACAGCAAUAAAGACCCUACCUUCAUCCUUGUGCCGUUUGGUAGCGCUUGAAGUAUUGAGCCUGGACAGUUGCGCAAGUCUUGAGACUAUUCCAUCUUCCAUUGGAGAUCUCAGCAAACUCUGCAAGUUAGGCCUUACCUACUGUGAAUCACUUGAAACUUUUCCGAGCAGCAUUUUCAAAUUGAAGUUGACAAAACUUGAUUUGAGUCGUUGCUCAAAGCUGAGGACCUUCCCUGAGAUCUUGGAGCCUGCACAAACUUUUGCUCACGUUAACUUAACAGGAACGGCCAUUAAAGAAUUGCCUUUUUCAUUUGGCAAUUUGGUUCAUCUUCAAACCUUGCGCCUGAACAUGUGCACUAAUCUCGAGUCACUUCCCAACAGCAUUUUCAAAUUGAAGUUGACAAAACUUGAUUUGAGUCGUUGCUCAAAGCUGAGGACCUUCCCUGAGAUCUUGGAGCCUGCACAAACUUUUGCUCACGUUAACUUAACAGGAACGGCCAUUAAAGAAUUGCCUUUUUCAUUUGGCAAUUUGGUUCAUCUUCAAACCUUGCGCCUGAACAUGUGCACUGAUCUCGAGUCACUUCCAAACAGCAUUGUCAAAUUGAAGUUGACAGAACUUGAUUUGAGUGGUUGCUCAAAGCUGAGGACCUUCCCCGAGAUCUUGGAGCCUGCACAAACUUUUGCUCACGUUUACUUAACAGGAACGGCCAUUAAAGAAUUGCCUUUUUCAUUUGGCAAUUUGGUUCAGCUUCAAACCCUGCACCUGAACUUGUGCACUGAUCUCGAGUCACUUCCAAACAGCAUUGUCAAUCUGAACCUUCUCUCUGUACUCGAUUGCUCUGGGUGUGCCAAAUUAACAGAAAUCCCAAGCGACAUUGGUUGCUUGUCAUUAUUAAGGGAACUGUCACUAGGUGAGAGCCGAAUUGUGAACCUUCCUGAGAGCAUUUGUAAUCUUUCAAGCUUGGAAUUACUUGAUUUAAGUGAAUGCAAAAAGCUUGAAUGCAUCCCUCGGCUUCCAGCAUUUCUAAAACAACUAUUGGCAUUUGAUUGCCAAUCUAUUACAACAGUGAUGCCAUUGUCAAAUUCACUUAUUCAAAUCCCAUCAAAUUCCCAAGAGUGUAACAUCUUCAGAUUUUGUUUCACCAAUGGUCAACAACUUGAUCCAGGUGCUCGUGCUAAUAUUAUGGAUGAGUCAAGGCUUAGGAUGACCGAGGAUGCAUAUAGGUCUGUGUUCUUUUGUUUUCCAGGGAGUGAAGUUCCUCAUUGGCUCCCUUUUCGUUGCGAGGGACAUUCAAUAACUAUACAUAGAGAUUCUCUAGAUUUUUGCAGAAAUGACAGGCUCAUUGGUUUCGCUCUGUGUGUCGUUUUCCAACUGCCAGAUACCAAUGAUAUUAAACGCAAAUGCGGUUCUUUUAGUUACUGCCUAAACUAUGUAUCUGAUCAUGGCAAACACAUUCUACCCAACAAUGAUAACUUAAAAUCCUAUUUCUACUGGAGGGAUCAAGAGAGAAAACUUGAUCAAGAUCAAGAUCACACAUUCCUGUGGAAAUAUAACUUAGAAUUCCCAGAGAUGAGCUGCAUGAGCCGUAUGCUCCCUCGUGCUCGCAGCUUCACUUUUGAGAUCAGUCCAUAUUAUGAUGAUAACAUUUUGCAGCCACCAUCUUUCUUAUCAAUUGACAGAUACUUCAAAUCAACUGUCAAAGUAAAAAAAUGCGGAAUAUGCCCUCUUUAUACCAAAAAGAAAGAUGAUAAUAAUGCAGGUGCAGGCGACUAUUCUGGAUCUGUGAGAUUUUCAAAAAAUGGCAUUGAAGAACCUAGUGGAAGCAAUGCUGCAUGAAAGGAGGAAGACCUUUAAUAAGCUACCUAGGCAGCUAAUAUCUUGUUCUUCUGGUUCACUCAGGUGUUCCCAAAGAGAUUUUGAAGUUGUGGUGAGAUAUAGUUUGUUGUUGCUAUAUCAGCAUAAGUUGGCUUGCUCGGUUUUUCCACAGCUGCAAUGUUUCAUAGUCUUGUAUGGAAAUACAAUAAGAUAGUAAGCUAGUCUCUUGUUCUUCCGGUUCAUUCAAGUGUGGACAAAGAGAUUUCUAAGUUGUAGCGAGAUAUAGUUUGAUGUUUUCCCACAACGAAAUGGCCAAAUAUUACUUCAUGCUUGCAUAGCAGCAAAGGCAAUAUGAAUUUUAGAGGAGCUCCAUUUAUAAAGGAAUUUAAAAUUCAGCUGGAUUUGGUGUAUACAACUCUCAUGGCAUUUUCUACAUUCUGGCCCUGAUUGUUUUGCUUAUCUGUGCUUCAUGUUGAAUACGAGUCCAAAUUCAAAUAUGUUCUUUCUUCACAUUGGGAAAGCUUGUUUCGGGUUGUGAGUUAUAAGUGCUGUUAGCAUGUGUUAAUUGUAGUUUGAUAAUCAAGUUGAAGACCAUUUUAAUGUAUAAUCAAGUUGAUUGAAUCUCUUAUUAUCAUUUUCUCUUUGUUUUACUCC
Messenger RNA from Glycine soja, 8835 nucleotides. RefSeq lists its product as uncharacterized. The record is from RefSeq and is a predicted model, not a curated record. The coding region runs from base 55 to 8202 and encodes 2715 amino acids. Gene Ontology annotation, molecular function: ATP hydrolysis activity; ADP binding. Lineage: Eukaryota; Viridiplantae; Streptophyta; Magnoliopsida; Fabales; Fabaceae. The transcript has 12 exons. Gene Ontology annotation, biological process: signal transduction; defense response.